AUGGAUCGCUUUUCUUGGGCGAAUGGACUACUAGAGAUAAAUGAAACAUUAGUGAUUCAACAGAGAGGUGUUCGGCUGUACGAUGGGGACGACAAGGCUAAACUGGAUGUAGGAGCUGUCUUACUUACAACUCAUCGACUAAUGUGGAGGGAUGUUAAAAGCCAUGAUUGUUGUAUAUCUAUGCCACUCUCUCAAAUUAUAUUCUUCGAGGAGCAAGCUGCAGGUAUAGGCAAAAGUGCUAAAAUUGUCAUUCACCUGCACCCCCUUCCUGCCAAUAAAGAACCUGGUCCCUACCAGCACAGUAAAUACUCCUAUAUCAAGUUAUCUUUUAAAGAACAUGGACAGAUUGAGUUUUACAGGAGAUUAUCUGAAGAGAUGACAAAACGAAGAUGGGAAAAUACACCAGCGUCACAACCUAUACCCACAGGAACUGGCAGUCAGGCAGGAAGAACACGUGCUGUGGGCAUUGUUGGCAUUGAACGAAAGAUCGAAGAAAAAAGGAAAGAGACAGACAAAAACAUCUCUGAGGCAUUUGAGGAUCUUAGUAAACUAAUGGUGAAGGCCAAGGAGAUGGUUGAAGUUUCCAAAUCUAUAGCAAACAAGAUAAAAGACAAACAGGGUGACAUAUCUGAAGAUGAGACCAUACGAUUCAAGUCCUAUUUAUUGAGUAUGGGAAUAGCAAACCCUGUGACAAGAGAAACACACGGAUCGGGCACACAUUACCAUAUGCAGCUCGCAAAGCAGCUCGGGGAUAUGCUUCAAGCUCCACUAGAGGAGCGUGGUGGAAUGAUGUCACUCACUGAAGUCUAUUGUCUUGUCAACCGGGCACGAGGGAUGGAGCUGCUUUCUCCAGAAGAUUUGCUAAAUGCAUGCAAGAUGUUCGAGUCCUUAAAGCUACCUGUCAGGUUGCGUGUGUUUGACAGUGGUGUGAUGGUGGUCCAGCUGCAGUCCCACAGUGAAGAGGAAAUGAUCGCCUCAGCGCUGGACAAUGUGUCAGAGAAGGGGUCUUUGACAGCAGAAGAGUUUGCUAAACUUUUGGGACUUUCAGUUCUUUUAUCCAAAGAACGGUUGUUGCUCGCUGAGAAGAUGGGUCACCUGUGUAGGGAUGACUCUGUUGAGGGUUUGAGAUUUUACCCAAAUCUAUUUGCUUGA
This is a messenger RNA of Knipowitschia caucasica, 1152 nucleotides long. Lineage: Eukaryota; Metazoa; Chordata; Actinopteri; Gobiiformes; Gobiidae. The record is from the annotation of a GenBank genome assembly.